Molecule: messenger RNA, 2580 nt
Organism: Prorocentrum cordatum
Lineage: Eukaryota; Dinophyceae; Prorocentrales; Prorocentraceae
Source: the annotation of a GenBank genome assembly
GCGAUGGCGCAGGAGGGCAAGAUGAAGACCGUCUGCGUCAAGGCGCGAACGGAGAACCACACACUCGAGUCGUUGAAGCUCAAGGGGGACCAGUACAGGAAGACGCAGGCCGAGGUCGCCGCGUGGGCUCAACACCUUGAGGAGCAGGAUGCGAGUCCGUCUGCCAGCCCGAACGGCGCCUCGCCAGGUGGCGUGCAGUCAGCGGCCGCGGCCGCUGCGGGGAUUGGCCCGAUGCUGAACCCGAGUGCGAUGGCCUGCUCGAGGACAGUCGUCACGGGCGAGGGCGGCCGCGGGCCUCGCACUCCAGGCGCAAAGCCACGGGGGGCAGCCAGGUCGGCGGCGAUGUCGGCGGAGGGGAAGCAAUCUGAGGUGGAGGAGCUCGUGGAGCGCCGCAUCGCCGCCCUGGACGUGAACAGGUGCUGGUCAGGCACCGCCGUGGGCCGCGAGCUCCGCUGGGCGAGGGAAAGCCGCCAGACCAUCAUGGAGGGCUGCCCCAACCCGCGGGACAGCGAGGUGGCGGACAAGUUGAAUGAGCACAUCCUUGUAUGCGACGCGAUCUGCCAGCUGGUCGAGAAACCGAUAGCAACGCUGCCAAAGGCCAAGCUGGAGAGCCUCCUGAAGGCCAUCGAGGCGGGGGACGAGGACUUGCCAUCGAAGUGGAAGCUGGACGUACUCAAGCUCAAGGUCGCCGAGUUCAUCAAGAUUGGCGACUUCGACGUGCAUGAGUUCUUUGUCAUCGUCGCACCGUGGGAAGUCCAAGCUGAAGUUGACAUCAUGAGCGACACCAGGUACAAGCCCACGCGCCCACGGGUGCUCACGUGCGACGGGAGCUUGUCGGACAAGAUCGUUGCUUGCGAGGGUUUCUUUAUGGAAACGUUGGCCCAGUUCAUCCAGAGUGGCAAGGAGGGGCAGCUCAGCUUGACCAGAUUCUGCAUCAAGUGCCUCGAUUGGCUCGACGAGAAGUGUCCUGAUGACGAAGAGUUUGACGACGUCGUCUCGGCGAUGACGACGUGCUUGAAGGCCACCUUGUGCAUCGCCGACCCCGUGCGCCUGGAGUACAAGGACGCGCUGCUGGAGAUGACGGCUGCGAAGUCGACGGAGGUUGGCAAGGCGUGCUUGCGCCACCUGAGCUUGGCGGUGAAGCGGUCGGCGCACUACGCAGCGCUCAAGGCGGCUUCAGCACAGGAUGAGUUCGACCAGUAUUUUCUGAAAACGAGCGAGCUUUUCCCGCAGAUGGUCCAGCUGAUGGCGGCCAUGGACGCGGCGACGGACAUCAGAGAGGUAGAGCGGUCGGGGACUCUGAAGGCAGCGCUCGAGCUGUUGCCGAACGUCGUGACGUACUGUCGGCCAGGCAGCUUCGGCAACUUCAAGGAACAGGUGAGCGCGAAGUUGGACGAAUACAUUAACAGUUACUUAUUUUGCGGUGCCCUCGCCGAGGCAGAUGGUUCCGCGCAGACUUCCAUGCUGGCCGAUGCGAAGGCACUGGUCACCAUCGCUAAGACCAGCAUCUCAGAGAAGGGUUCAUUGUGGGCGACGGCAAUGGAUAAGAUCAAAGAGAAGGAGUCCGAGAUCAACCAGUUCAACGCCAACAAGGGCUUGGCGCAGCUCGCGGAGUCCCUCGACGACGAGAUCUUGAUGAACCUCGAUAGGCUCAAGGAGGUGCUCCCAGUGAUCGAGUCCGUGCUGGCCGCUGGCGGCAGGGGCGUGGAGGUCCACAAGGAUAGCGCUGCCACCAUCUUCGGAAAGAUCUACUCGGUGAUCUGCCAGUAUGUCCGUGCCCCGACGGAGGCCGCACCGCGCCUGCACAUAUUGAUGACGCUUACGGAGACAAAUUGGUUGGCUGGCGAAUCGGCGGUGAAGCUCGACAAGGUGAUUACCAUGCUCAAGGCUUGGGGCUCCCUCUCGCAGCAGCGCGCUCAGUGGGCACAGUCUGGUAACGACGACGCGGUGCGGCUGAUCAAGGAUGGGUCGGCGAACCUGGUGACGAGCAUCCGUUCUUCUGUCAAGGCGAUGCAGUCCACUGGCUUGGUGGCAGAGGUGAUCGGGGCGCAGUCGGACGUGACGGCGGCGACCGAAGAGAUGAACUCAGCGGCCAAUGUGUGCAUGGCGAUCGUGACCGAUGCCAUGAAGGCUGCGACGGCGGCGUUGAAGCCGUUCGCGACGGGCACGGAGGCGUUCGACCAGCCUUGGGACCAGGACCUGGCUGCGGACGCGGGCAUGGACUCGGUUCUGAAGCGCGUGGAGGAGACGAUCUUGCAGAUCGACGGGGGCUCCUUCCAGAAGCGGAUCGACGCUGUCCUCGACGCGAAGAAGCGCGCCGUGGGGUGGGCGCAGGUCUUCGAGGUGCAGCAGGACGAGGAUGCGACCAAGGAGGCGGUCGACACGAUGAGAGUGGCGAGCGCCACUAAGUUCACGGCGCUGGUGGUGCACGCGUUCAAGACGUGCGCUGGCCAGGCGCCGAAGAUGCGCCGCAUGGUGAACGCGUACCGCAAGGAGGCGGCGGAGGCCGACGCCGUCAGCGCCAUGCGCCAGGACGUGGAGUGGGCCGCGAAGCUGGCGUCGCUCAAGGGCAGCACCUAG